GCUUCGUGCGGACAGACCACGAGGAGUACCUGAUCGAACCAGUGCAGGACCACACCCCGGCUCACCCCGGCGCUCCGCAUCCCCAUCUUGUGUACAAACGAUCAGCCCUUCCGACACCCGAGAGCCACACGUGUUCCUCUGAUUCCUACGAGCGCGCCAUCCACGCCCGUUCCAUGUGGGAGACCGAGCAGGAGAAGGCAGAGACCAGUGAGGCGAGAAGGAGGAGGAGGCGGAGGAAGAGGAGUGUGAGCCUGGAGAGAAAUGUGGACGGUGACGGUGGUGGCGGACAAGAAGAUGGUGGACUACUACUCGAACGAGGACCUGACUACCUACAUCCUCACCGUCAUGAACAUGGUCUCCAGCGUGUUUCAUGACGCGAGCAUCGGCAACGCUGUCAACAUCUACGUGGUGAGGAUCAUCCUGCUGGAGGACGACCAGCACGAGGCCCUCGAGAUCAGCCACAAUGCAGACGACACCCUCAGGAGCUUCUGUCAGUGGCAACAGAUGAUCAACCCAGGGAACGAGACGCACCCUCACCACCAUGACGUGGCUGUCCUCCUUACCAGGUACAACAUAUGUAGCCGCGUCUCGGACUGGUGUGCCACGCUCGGGGUGUCGGAGAUCGCAGGCAUGUGUCAGCCGCUGCGCUCAUGUAACGUCAACGAGGACACAGGCUUGCAGAUAUCCUACACCAUUGCCCACGAACUCGGACAUAAUUUCGGCAUGAACCACGACGGGCCUCAGAACGGGUGUGAGGUGCAGGACGGGACAAGCCAGCACGUGAUGUCCCCGCACCUCACCAACGACGCCAAGAUGAUCACCUGGUCCAACUGCAGUCGUAAGGAGAUCACGCACUUCCUCGACCGCAACUGGGGGACGUGCCUGGAGGACGAGCCACCGACAGUCGAGUACAGGUUCCCGGAACUGCCGCCCGGCGCCAUGUACGACGCCGACCACCAGUGCCGCCUCAGCUACGGCCAGGAGGCCACCCACUGUUCAGACAUCGAGGGCAUGGAGAGGGUGUGCCAAACCCUGUGGUGUCGAAUCAACAACCGUUGCAUCACGAGAAUGGAUCCUGCCGCGGAGGGCACGCAUUGCGGCAAACACAAGUGGUGCUCAGCAGGGGAGUGUGUCACCAUGGGGGAGCAGCCGGCAGCCAUCCACGGCAACUGGGGCUCGUGGUCGUCGUGGUCGUCGUGCACGCGGACCUGCGGCGCUGGCGUGGCCGUCGCCGUGCGCCACUGCGACAACCCGUCCCCGGCGUAUGGCGGCCGCUACUGCACCGGCGACAGGAAGAGGUACCGCAUCUGUAACACUCAGGAGUGUCCAGAGAAUGGCAUCAGUUUCCGCGCCGUGCAGUGUUCCCAGCACGGAGAGCAGCCGUACAAGGGGGAAAACCGCACCUGGCUGCCUGUAUUGUACCAAAGCUCCCCGUGCCAGCUGGACUGCAAGCCAGACAACGAGUUCUACAGCGUGAAGCUCCUCGACUCCGUGGUGGACGGCACACCGUGCAAGCCAGGCACCAAGAACAUGUGCAUCAACGGCAGGUGUAAGAGAGUUGCGUGUGACUGGACCAUUGACGGGGAGGCGCAGGAGGACCGAUGUGGUCAGUGUCACGGGGACGGAACCCAAUGUGUCACCAACCGCGGCGUGUUCAACCAGACAAUAGGCUCAGGGUACGUGGAGGCCGUCACGUUCCCCAAAGAGGCCAGGAACGUGAAGCUUCAUGACCUGCACGACGCCGCCAACUACCUCGCAAUCAAGGACACCAACACGGGGGAGUACUACCUCAACGGGGACUGGGUGAUCCACUGGUCGGGCGAAUACAGUGCUAACGGCAUCAUGAUGUACUACGACCGUGACGGAGAGACGGAGAGUCUGCUGCUGCCUGGGCCUCUCAAGACGCCCCUCACCUUCAUGCUCCUGUUCCAGACGGAGAACCCCGGCGUGUCCUGGGAGUACACGCUGCCACACGCCAACGCCACCUACAUCCCGAGCUUCUCCUGGCGCCACACCGAAUGGUCCAUCUGUUCCGUCACCUGCGGCAGCGGUACCCAGGUGUCCCGGGUGCAGUGUAUGGAACAAGAAGCUGGACUUGUCGAAGACCGCUACUGCAGCUCUCAGACGCGCCCCAAAGACCGCUCCCGUACAUGUAACACCCACGCCUGCCCAGCGUGGUGGUGGUCCGGGCCGUGGCAAUCGUGCUCCGUCACCUGCGGCGCGGGAGGCAUCAGGCGACGGACCGUCAUCUGCGUCCGCUCUUUCGGGCCAACAGAACAGAUGGCGCUGCUGGACUCCGCUUGCGACCAGUCAGGAAAACCCCACGAGACGGAGGCGUGCCCGAGCCAGGCGCCAUGCGUGCAGCUGCUGGAGUGGAAGGUUGGACCCUGGAGCAAGUCAUGCGGCCAGGACCCAUGCGAGUAUGAGGAGCGGGAGGUGGAGUGCGUGGCGCCCAGUGGCACCUGCGACCCCCUCUCACAGCCUCCCUACCGGCGGCAGUGUGGCAACAUUACAUGCGGGACGUGGCAGGCCGGCAACUGGUCCAAGUGCUCGGCGCCGUGCGGGGAGGGCGUCCAGUUCCGACGUGUGUGGUGCGAGGGCGGGCUGGCGUGCAGGGAGAAGGAUGAGCCACGCAGCGUGCGGGAGUGCACCGGUAAUUGCCUGGAGGAGGACACGCACCUAGAGAUUCAUGAAGUGCUCUCGGAGGAUCCUUUCACCGCCCACUCUUCAAGCCUCGCCACUGACUCCACCACCUCCACCACAACCCCUACCACCUCCUCCACGACUUCACUCACCACAACAACCUCACCCACCUCCACCAGUACUACCUCACAGACAUCCACCUCCACCACAUCCGUCACUACUUCGCUCUCGUCCACCACAGCCUCAGCAACCACCAGCACUGUCCUACCCCCCACCUCCACCAUCCUACCCUCCACCACCACCACUACCUCACCCACAUCCACCCAGAGUAUCAUAACUUCCUCCACCACAUCCCCGCCACCCAGUCCCUCCACCGCCACCACCUCCCCUCUACUCCCCUCCACCACAUCAGACUCUGUGUCCAUCAUUCAAGCGAUUAGUAGUCCCACUCCACAUGACCAAUCCACCGCCACAACUUCCAUGCCACCCAGCACAAUCCCUGACGCCACCCCAACCUCCACCACAACCCCGCUCACCAUCACCCCGCCACCCACCACCACUGAAGAGAUCAAGAGUCACCCCACGCCUUUCCCUACUAAUGACGACCCAUUCAACUCCACCUUCACCUCCGCACUACCGCUCGACCUCUCGACUGAUUCUGUGGCCACUGUCUUGCCCACAACCCAGCCGUCCACAACAGUGUCUCAUAGCAAGGACAAGACCAGUGCAGCGACUGAAGCUUCCCUAACGCAAGGUCUGGCCACGUCCUCCUCAGUCUCUCCCCCUCCGGCCUUGGCUCCUCCAAGUACGCCGACUGAAGCAACCACUGACCACACCAGCUGGCCGACCCGAGUCCCACAUCCACUUGACCCCGACACACCUGACUCCGCCGAGCUCAUACCUCCCUCACCUGACGCAACCCAUCAGGAGGAAGCUGCAACUAUCUCUGAGGGUGCAGGAGAGCAGGAUGCCACACGCACACCUGCUGGUGAAAUAAACAACGGGACAGUUACGCCUGAGGAAGUGAGCUCCAUCACCCCCACUCCUGACGGCGCGCUUGGCGGCGUGCAACUUGAGAGCAAGGAAUCUCCAUCCCCCUCAGAGCCGCCGCGAAGCUCUCAUGUCAUCUCAGAAACUCUCAAUGAGAUUGAUUUAGAUUCCAAGCCGCAGGUGUCUAAGGACAAGACUCUCCCUGACCUCAAGUCUUAUCAGGGCGAUGACGCGACUCACCCUCAAGUGACUUCCGCCUCGGAGGAUCACCACAAGCCCAUGCCUUCCUCCACACCGGUCACUACUGAAAAAACGAAAAUCAUAGAUCACUUUUCCAACGAGAAGGUUGCCACCGAGACAGAAGCUCCCGUAGGUGUGGCGCCGCCGACGAAGCAGACAGAACAAACCACUCCUGAGGAACUUGCCACCGAGGGACCCUUGUCAAGGACAGAGCAGCCCACAGUGUUGGAAGAACCUGUAAAGAAGAAACACAUUGAAGAAGAGGCCGAAGCCACCAUGGUGGAGGAGCCCUUGAGAGACGUGACGCCUGACAACGACACAGACGCCCAGGAGGAAGAGCGGCCGCAGGGCAUCGCUGUGGACAAGAUUGACGUGGAAGACUUUGAAGUUAUCGAGAUUGUAGAAUUGCCGGCUAAGGGAAAAAAAAAGAAAAUGAGGAAAAAGGUCCUGCUCCACACGGGGGUUGAGGCGGUGGACGCCCUGCACAACCUGGCGGAGGAGACCGCGAGCCACGCCACCCCCGCCCCCAUGCCAGACACCGCCGGGAACACUAUCGUACCGCAGCACCGGUGGAGCUUCGGCAGCUGGUCAGAGUGCACCGUGGAGUGUGGCGGCGGUUCGCGAGAGCGGGAGGUGGUGUGUGAGGCAGUAACCAACACCACAACCAGCAUCGUUGACGCCUCCCUGUGUCCUCGCCCCCGGCCGUCCAGCCUGCAGCCCUGCAACACGGAGGAGUGCGGCGAGUGGGUGGCGGGGAACUGGGGCGAGUGUUCGGCUAAAUGCGGCACCGGCGAGAGGGUCCGGGACGUGCAUUGCCCCAAGGACCUCCUGUGCCCCGCAUCCGAGCAGCCCUACGAGGUGGAGCCCUGCAACCCCGAGCCUUGCGUGCAGUGGGUGGUGGGCCCCUGGAGCCUCUGUACCAGGCAAUGUGGGGGCGGCUACCAGAUCCGCCACGUGAAGUGCGUGGACGUGAGAACACAGGAGGCGAGCAAGGCGUGUGUCAGGGAGGAGCGGCCCAAGCACAAAAUGGCGUGUCACAACCAGCGGUGCCCCAAGAACAGAAGAGGUCAGCAGAGGCGGUGCAGGGAUCGUCUGGACACCAAGCUAUGCCGCCGCCUCAAGCACAUGUGCACCACCAAGUUCUUCCUGGUCAAGUGCUGCAGAACGUGUCUCAGGAGGCCGGGCUGAGAUCGUGCUUAGCCUUGACCAUCUCUGCCUUGCCCUCCCUCCCUUCAUCCCUCACUCACUCCCUUCCUGCCUCUUAGUCUUUCAUCCUCUGUGUCUCCCUCUGACUCUCACUCUGACACUCGCUCUCUCCAUCUGUCUGUCCUUCCCUGUCUCAGUUUUCUGGGUGUCUUUCUGUUUGCAUGUUGCUGCGUGCGUGUGUGUAUGUGUGUGUGCGCUUCUCCUCUCUCUCUCUCUCUCUCUCUCUCUCUCUCUCUCUCUCUCUCUCUCUCUCUCUCUCUCUCUCUCUCUCUCUCUCUCUCUCUCUCUCUCUCUCUCUCAUUAUGUCAUUGGUUCCUUCAUUUCCUUCACUCCUGUCUCCCCGCACACCCUUCCUCCCUCCUUCUCCUUCUCCCUCCUUGUCACCUUCCAACUCUCCCUUCAGUUUCUCAUUUUCAAACCUCUUCAUUCACGAGUACAUCUUCCCUUCAUACUUCCACUGUCCUUCCGCGUCUGCAGCGUCAUCCCCGGCAGGAGGAGGCGCUGGAGUGGGCGGAAAAGAGCAUCGCCAAACUCAUGCCAAACCGUUAAACGCUGAAGAAGAGAGAAAAAGGAGAUAGAGUACAUAGAAAAAACGGAGGAAGAAGAAAGAUGAUGAAUAGCAGUGGAAGUCUCGUGUGGUCUUCCUGUAUCUUCCUAUUCCUCUUUCCUGAGCUCCUGGUCCCGCCGAAGGGGAGUCGAGUGCCUUAUGUGGUGUUCCUGGCAGUCUCUGGUCUUCCCUCGCUGAAGGAUGGGUCCAGGCGGCGGGGUUCUGAGGGCUGACUGUGAGAAAGGGUGUACUUUCUCAUAUGUGACUUUAUCCUUCUUCCGUCGUUAAGGAGACAGAGUAAGGGAGGUGGAUAGAAAAUCUGACUUUAUUCUUCCUGAGUGGUCAAUAAGAACGUGCAAAAAAGGGAGUUAAACAGAAAAUAUCACUUUAAUUCUUCUUAGUCGUAAAGAGUAGAGAGUAGAAAGGAAAGAAAGCAAGAAAUGUGUGACUUUAUAUUUAUAUUUCCUCGCAUGUCAGAGAGAAAGAAAAUGUGAAAAUGAUUACGAUUUAAUCUUCACCUUAUGUCAAGACUGCAAUAGUGAAGAUGGAAUGAAGAUAAAGGACUGAACAAUGAUACUUCCGAGUGAGAAAAUGACGACGAGGAAGAUGAUAAAACGAAAGCAUGAAUGACCAAAAGCCCUUUCCCGAACAACACCCGCCCAUGCCGCAUCCCGUGCAGCCCCCAGGAGGCCCGCAGCGCUGCCAGGACGAGGAGUGGCAGUCUGACGAAGGACCAUUACCCAAAACCCUUUACCCUUAAGUCAUCUUUAUUUCAUCUCUAGCUUAGCCUCGUCAGUGCAAUGUGAAGAAAGUUACACGAAUGUCCGUGUGUGAGUGUCCUGAGUGCUCUCUCAGAUUCCUGCACUUCCAUUAGUUUAGAGCCUCGUAAUAUAUAUAUAUAUAUAUAUAUAUAUAUAUAUAUAUAUAUAUAUAUAUAUAUAUAUAUAUAUAUAUAUAUAUAUAUAUAUAUAUAUAUAUCCAGCUGAGAUGGUGCAAGGCUACUGUGUAUAUUUCACCCAAGUAAUUUUUGUCUUCAAGUAUUCCUCCAUGCAAAUUUCACCCAGUAUCAUUCUCCAUUAUGGUGUUUCCUCCCUAACCUGACCUGACACAUCUCAACCUAACUUAAUUUGCCAUGAGGGAAUGAUCUGGGGGAAGUCUCGUGGUGAAAUCUUCGUGUGGGGAUUUAUUUGGGAGCAGCUCGCGGUACACGGCUGCAGGACGCUACAGAGGGACGCUUGCGUAUCCUUUCUUUCAGUGCACCGGCUCGGAGGUAGGGUGGGUGUCUCGCCGCGCCUCCCUCCACACUGUACAUAGCUGCCCCGUGAGGCUAUUGUAGUAACGUGUCUCGUGUGCUAACUCCACUCGGCACAGACACAGACACAGGAUCAUAUUCUGAAACACCUCGCGCUACAACUUGACCAUUUUCUAACGUCUCUAGAUGAAGCUACUCUUAAGAAUGCGGUGAGUCAUCUCCGUGGCUUUUAGAAAUGGUCUUGGUGAGAGCAAAACGUUUCGGAAUAAGGGCCUGUAACCUUGCUGUUAGUACUUAGACCGGCCUGGCUGACUCACCUGGUCGGGAAGGCAGGUAUUCGUGAGUCGCGUAGAUUAUAACUAGGCCGUGAUGUGUCAGUGUUAUUCUGCCUUGUCGCCCCACCACAGCCCAGAGACACACGCUGGGAAGACUGACGUGCAGAGAAUCAGGGACUCAUUCAUACUAAAUACAACCAAAUCAUAGAAAUCAAAACAUAUCUGCUGCUUCAUAGGGAGUGUGCCAAGUGUUACCUUUUCAUAUCAUGGAGUUAAGUACAAUAGGAUGAGGUGGAGCAGAAGCACGCAAGGACAAGAUGGUGGAGGAGUACAUGAGUGAUGUAAAUAGUGUGCUGUGCUGCCUCGCCGCGCCCUGUGUGUGUGUGUGUAUUAGAUAGAAAGGCCACCUGAACAUAGGUGUAGGUUGAUUAGACGUGUCCAAAAACAUUUAGCUAUAAAAAAAAGUCGUUUCGGAAAUUUUUUUUGUGUCUGGACUUACUGCAGCGCAAACCGUAAGUCUCCACUUGAUUCAUUUCCCUUAUGAACAUUCCACCGACAAGAUUAUCCCAAAAAUAACUGCCUCAUCAUUUUGGGCUAAACCUCCAUGGAGAAAUCUUUGUGGGUGGAGUAUACUUGAAUGAAAUCUAUAUAAAAUACUUGACUUCCACUCCCCUAAGCCUGAGUGACCGGCGUGUUGGUAUGUUGGGCAGUGAACCCACGCCAGCAGACACUCGCAGGCAGACCCGCCAGGGCAACACAACACAGUGGCACAGGCAGACUCUGCUUGGGUUGCUCCUCACUCCCUUCAUUCCCUCCUUCCUCACCGAGGCAAUUCAUCACACGUCACCAGUGAUUCCGUGACUCAGCAUCUUCCUAACCGGGGACACAAUACUUCCAUUGACCCCUGACCUCGCCCUGGCACACACGACACCCACCGCUGUUACCAUCCGCGCCGCCCCCGCCCGCGCCCAGCCUCUAGGCAAGGCAGGGGAGUGCGGCGGAACACACAAGUAAGGAGGGAUAGAGUAGGUAAGACGCUGUCUGGGUAGGAUAACCAACAGGAGACAAAAGAACAAGAUAGGAUAGUACAGGACAUCAUGAUAAAUGAAUACAUAAUAGGUUAGAACAGAAGGUUUAGAGAAGGGCUUCCCACAUUUUAUAUACAUGGUUUUUAGGGGCACUGUGCAGCGUCAGUUAUCUAUGUAAUGCUAAGUAACUGAGUGGUGCCAAUACAGCGCUGUGAAGUGCUCUCCUUCCUGCAAACUGCUGUGGCGCACGUGUGUACUGAGUGACGGGAAGCCCCGUCAGUAUGUUUGAGCUGCACCUCCCCAUGAACCAUAAGUCCAUCACUGAUGGUUCAUCGAUAUAUACUUAUAAGCUGCUUUGGCAGUUAAGGAUUGAUAGGGUUCACAAAUCUACCGCUAGGUGGUAGUGCAGUCACUGAACUAGUUUGAAAGCUUGCCACUAGGGAGUAUUACACUCAGUAGUUCAGCAAUCUAUGGCCAGACGGCAGUGCAAUCGCCAAACUAGUUGAUAGUUUGACAGUAUGUCAAUUAAGGGUGGUAAUUUUAAUUUUACUUAGUAAUAUUUAUCGCCUGUAGGUGGCGAGAACAUCUAUCUGAUAUAUAAUUCUUCAGCUGUGAGUUUACGUGACUUUCUGUAGCGGAUGAGAAAAGUAACCGCCAGAUAAGAUGAGGUCACUGUGCCGUGACAGCGGCAGUGAGUAGUUAGCAAUGGGUCAAAACUGGCGGGCGACACACUCACCACUCGUGUGAAUCAUAAAUACAGUUUAGUUGAGGUGUGUUGAGUAAAAUCACAAGAUUAAAAUAUCAUGAGAGCAAGUUAUGUAAUAACACACACACACACACACACACACACACACACACACACUUUCUAGUCUGUCAUCUCCUCCCCCGUGGCAUAAGAUAAGGCUGAGUGAGGAGUGAGUAGGAAUGAGUGAGGGCUGGGAUGAGUCACGCCACUUGGGAACUUAUGAACCUCAACACAGUGGUGCGACGGAUCAGUGGAGGAGGAGAAAGAAGUGAUUGAGUAAGGCGGGGAGAAGGAGGGGAGGGUGACUCACGAUUCAUGGCAGACGUGGCGGCGGGCACAGGCCAUCAGGGAUCCCUCGCAUUGACCUUGUGCCAUCCUCCUCCUCCUCCUCCUCCUCCUCCUCCUCCUCUUCCUAUGAGACUAAGUGAAGUCUAGUUGACAAGAAGCUUGAUGGAGAGCCUUGCUUCGUGUGUGUGUGUGUGUGUGUGUGUGUGUAAGAGAGAGAGAGAGAGAGAGAAUUAGUAAUAGUAGUAGUAACAGUAAUAUAUAGUAGUGGUAGUAGUAGUAGCAGCAGCAGCAGUAGCGGUACCGGCAACACACAGUCUCCAGCCUGACAACCUCCAGAGGGAAGCGUUUUAAGUUAUAUUACAUUAGCAUAGGUCACUAGUCUUAGGCGAGUUUAGGUUAGUCAGUACUGGGCCAAUUUAAUGUAAGUCAGUAUGUUUGUGGAAGACGAAAAUGAAUGACAAAUAAGUUGGAUAAAUACACAUGUAGUAUCAUAUCUUGAUGUUGGUGGGAUUAAGAGAUAAGUUUCUUCCGUGAAAAUGAAAGGAAAAGAAACUGUAGUCAUAAAUGUUGCUGUCCAGGAGGAAAACAGUGGAAAACAAUGUAGCAGAAACGUUAAUUUUCGUAGCAUCUUCCCUUUUUCUCAGUGCCCCGCCCCAUCAAGCCCAUCCCUCCACCACGCAGUAUUAGUAGUCUCACUGCCGCUCACUACGUCUUUACUGCCUCUUGUGUACAGUACAGAGCAGCGUAGAAACCGCUUACCCACUGAUCCCUUCCCUGGACGGCCUGACACACCUCCGCAUGACACGGUGAUUAGGCGGCGACCGUGAGGCGAAGUUUCAAUGCUAUGCGUAUGCCUGGAAAUCUUGCCCACGGUCUACUGACAGAGAAACCUUGGUCUUGAUCUUGCCCUCCGUGGACUGCUUGGUGAGGUGUUGCGCCUUGUAGUGGUGCUGUGUACUCGUAGGUUUGUUAAAAGCAUUCAUGUACGCUCCCUAGUGGUGGUGUGUACGUGUGUAGGCGUCCCUGUGCGCCUCGUGUUGGUGUUGUGUAUGUGUGUACGCUAGGUGUUACACGUCCCCUUUUGUAUCGUAGCUUUAAGAGUCUGUAGGAGAUAGGUUCAGAAAAAGAAGUAAAAGCUAAACUCAACAUUUAAGUCUCUUGGAAAAUCGUUAAUGACGGUGUUCGAAAUGUGAGUCGUGCUUUGUAAGAGAAAAAACACGGCAUGUUUUUCUCUAGUGGAAAAAAAAAAUGUUGCUUAACAGUGAGUUAUUUGCUGACGGCUUUGAUAUAUAGAAAGAAGUAUAUGUAUUUUUUUUUCCUCUCAAUAAAUAUUCCUCAACUUAUAAUUCCUCAACAUAUUUCGUAUUUGUUCAACUUUGUAAAACUUAUGGGACACAAAUAAGUAAGUGUUUGAGAAAAGUAAUAAAAUAUAAUCAUGAUUUGCAGAUGUGUCGUGCUCCUCGUGUAUAAUAAAUAGUAUGUGUUGCGAAUAAAGGCGCUUCUCAAUGCA
Scylla paramamosain (green mud crab) is the source of this 10724-nucleotide messenger RNA. RefSeq names its product A disintegrin and metalloproteinase with thrombospondin motifs 7-like. The record is from RefSeq and is a predicted model, not a curated record. Gene Ontology annotation, biological process: extracellular matrix organization; proteolysis. Gene Ontology annotation, cellular component: extracellular matrix. The transcript is spliced from 20 exons. Bases 262 to 5061 code for a protein of 1599 amino acids. Lineage: Eukaryota; Metazoa; Arthropoda; Malacostraca; Decapoda; Portunidae. Gene Ontology annotation, molecular function: metalloendopeptidase activity.